Molecule: messenger RNA, 1152 nt
Organism: Gilbertella persicaria
Lineage: Eukaryota; Fungi; Mucoromycota; Mucoromycetes; Mucorales; Choanephoraceae
Exons: 5
Coding region: 1-1152 (383 amino acids)
Molecular function (GO): ubiquitin protein ligase activity; zinc ion binding
Source: RefSeq, a predicted model, not a curated record
AUGACAACUACAAGGAGCAGAACAAUACCAAAGGUCAAAACUGUGACAACUGAAAAGCCUUUGGAAACAACAACUAAGCCAAAACGGACAUAUAAGAGAAAAGCUGCUGUGAAAGAAGAAGGGGCCCAAGGGACAACCAAAAGAAAAAAAACGCUCAAGACAGAUACACCUGAAGCUCAUAUCAAGACAGAAGGCGUUCAAGUCAAAAAAGAGAACGAAUUAAAUGAAGCUAUUCCUGAGUCUACAGCAGAAGACACUCCAAGAAAGAAGACAACAAAAGCCAAAAGAAUCCUACCCAAGACCGAAACUCCUGCUAAGUCUAAAAGUGAGACUAAAGCCAAAACAAAAGCCAAAGCACCAAUUGAAAAAAAGAAGAAGAAGGAAAAGUUUACAUUGCCUCCUGAAGCAGAAUGUCUUAGUAGUAACUUACGUGGACGCGUGAUUAGAGCUAUGAAUCAGCGUAUGUUUAUCCUUUCUCGCAAGGUAAAUGAGUCAGACUCAUCCACCGAAAGCUUUGAUGUCGCGGGAAGCGUUGGCAAUGUUUACACUGUCAAUAUUGCUAGCAGGAUCAGCUGCACAUGCAUGGAUCAUUCAAUAAGAAGAUCUUAUUGCAAACACAUUCUAAUGAUAUUGGUCAAAGUAUACCGCCUUCCAUUUAUUGAUCUUAUGUUCAAGUCUCUAAGCACAAAGCCAGAUCAAAGAAUUCAAGCACGCCAACAUUCAAGUAUAAUUGACCCAUCUGUACUUGUUUCUGAAGAAAUUCAAAAGAAAGUUAUGGGCAUUUACUAUCAUAAUCAUGAACCUGAAUCUUCUGAAACUAAGAGCGAACGUCGUCCACUUGAUAACAAUGACUGUCCUAUUUGCUUUGAAGAAUUUGAAGAGGAAAAGAUCAACGAGACUGAUUAUUGUAAAGUGUGUGGCAAUAAUAUUCACAAGGAAUGUUUCCAAAUGUGGGCAGCUUCAAAGGGCAGAAAUGUCACUUGUGUCUAUUGUCGAUCCAACUGGAAUCCAACUUCAGAGUCUUCAAAGACCGGCAAAAAGAGUGCCUAUGAACUCGAUUAUGCUCAUGUAAAUGAAGGCUAUUAUGCUAAUUUCGCAAAGGAGUUAGGUCUGGAGAAGAAAAGAGAUAAUUCAACUUAUGGAAUCAAAUGA